AUACAACGUCGGCCUGGAUGGCAGCACUGCGCGUCCGUGUUUAUCGUCCUCCGCGUACGCCGCGCGUGUCUUUUUCUCAAACGUUCUUACAUCAAAUCGUACGGGACACAGCGGAAAAUUAACAUGGGUAUCGACAUCGAUCACAGGCGUGGGCAUAAGGCCAAGCGGACUGCACCGAAGUCCAAAGAUGUGUAUCUGUUGCUGUUGGUCAAGUUGUACCGUUAUUUGGCCCGUCGCACACGUUCCCAUUUCAACAAAGUCGUAUUGAAACGUCUUUUCAUGUCCCGCAUCAAUCGCCCACCGAUAUCGUUGAGCGCCAUCUCCAAAUAUAUGAAUAAGAUCGCUGAUGAGAAACGUACUGUUGUCGUCGUUGGCACCAUUGUGGACGACAAGAGGUUGUUCAAAGUGCCCAAGCUCACAGUUUGUGCAUUACGUGUGACAUCCGGAGCCAGAGCUCGCAUCUUAAAGGCUGGUGGUGAAAUUCUUACUUUUGAUCAACUUGCAUUGAAAGCCCCGACUGGCAAAAACACUGUCUUGUUACAAGGUAAACGUAAGUCUCGUGAAUCAUGCAGACAUUUCGGACCAGCUCCAGGCGUACCUCACAGUCACACUAAACCGUAUGUGCGAUCCAAGGGACGUAAGUUUGAACGUGCCCGUGGUAGAAGGCGUGGAUGUGGUUUCAAGAAAUGAUCAUCUCUUUUUACUUUAUAAUAAAACUUUUAUUAUAUAUUUUGUGAAAAUAAAGGGACUGUUGAUGUCAUCAAAUACA
Sipha flava (yellow sugarcane aphid) is the source of this 769-nucleotide messenger RNA. RefSeq names its product 60S ribosomal protein L18 (gene RpL18). Lineage: Eukaryota; Metazoa; Arthropoda; Insecta; Hemiptera; Aphididae. The transcript has 5 exons. Gene Ontology annotation, molecular function: structural constituent of ribosome; RNA binding. The coding region runs from base 124 to 690 and encodes 188 amino acids. Gene Ontology annotation, biological process: translation. The record is from RefSeq and is a predicted model, not a curated record. Gene Ontology annotation, cellular component: ribosome; cytosolic large ribosomal subunit.